UAACCUCGGGCAAUAAUGUCAGGCAAAAACAAAAACGCAUUCCAAUUCACUAUGGAAGACCAGACUGAAAAUACUCAGAAAAGAGCUUUAAGGGACUCAACACCAAAAGGGGAUGAAGAAGAAGUUGACGAAGGAUAUUGUAGUGUUAGUUCAGAGAGAGAAUCAGCAGUGAAGGCCAUAUCUGUGGCAAGACUCAACACACAUGGAGACAAAGAAAGCACAAAAGAAGCUGAAAAACAAAUAGUUGCUAAAAUACAGAGGAUUCGUCUUCAAUAUGAUCGCUGCAUGAUGUUUAUGGAGCAUAUAGUUAAGGAGAGCAAACAUUAUGAAAGUAUGGGGUUAAGUGCCAAUUGUAUUUUAGAAAAAGUCAAAGAGAGACUUGGAAUUUUGCUGAAAUAUACUAAAGAACAGAAUAUUUCUAUUGAGCAGGACCUCGAAUGGUUUCAACAAAGACUCUUUGACAUUUAUGUCACCUGCAACCCAUACAACCACAAGACCAUUGAACCAGCAAAAGUAACCACAAAAUUUCGGCCGCUUCAGCCAGUUGUGACUAGAGAAGUAAAUAUUGAGGAAUCUGGAGAAGAAUUUGAAGAAAUCCCAAUAAUAUCCAAUAUUGUCAUUAUAGAGGAGGGAGUGAUGACAUAUUCCCACCUUUGUAAGACAAUAAGUUUAGUAACAAGAGACAGUGACAGAAUUGAUGUCCAUUGUCCAUCUUCUGUGACCAGUUUCACAAGAAUCAGUGAAGACAUGGUUCUGGCAACCCUCCCCUUCAAAGAAAUGAUUCUUAUUAUCAGCCCCAAAACCUUCAAGAUCAAAAGGAUAAAGUUGGGGUUACAUAUGGUGAGUUACUUGGAAGAUUCUACACUUAUAGGUGUAGAAAUGUUUGGUAAGACAGUUUACCAAUUUGAUUGGGAGGAUAAUACCAUUAACUAUCAAUUUAUUACCAAAGAAACCCCUACAGAUAUUGCUGUAGGGGUCCAGAAUAUACUUGUAAUUACAUUCGCCAGCAUCAACAGAGUAAUCUGUUACAAACUGGAUGGCCAACAGUUAUGGGAGGUAGAGACCCAUUCUCUGCACCUCCCAAGUAAAAUCUCUCUCUCUACCAAAUUAUUUCUAUGUCCUCCAGGGACAAAUAAUUAUAGAGGAUUUCAGUUAAGGUGGUGUAACAAGGAGGGACAUUGGCAGGAAAUGCCGCUCUAUUUCUGUUGGUAA
This is a messenger RNA of Octopus sinensis (East Asian common octopus), 1212 nucleotides long. RefSeq lists its product as uncharacterized. The transcript has 3 exons. Bases 16 to 1212 code for a protein of 398 amino acids. Lineage: Eukaryota; Metazoa; Mollusca; Cephalopoda; Octopoda; Octopodidae. The record is from RefSeq and is a predicted model, not a curated record.